Molecule: messenger RNA, 7659 nt
Organism: Lathyrus oleraceus (garden pea)
Lineage: Eukaryota; Viridiplantae; Streptophyta; Magnoliopsida; Fabales; Fabaceae
Exons: 10
Coding region: 1576-6768 (1730 amino acids)
Molecular function (GO): ADP binding
Source: RefSeq, a predicted model, not a curated record
CGCCGGUCACCGGCGAGGGUCCAUUGGUUGUGUCAAGUGGCAUAAUGCUUGGGACCACCACAUGUCCAUGUGGCACCUUAUUCUCUUUGUUCCUUUGGUGAGUUAAAGUUCCAAAGCAUUUAUAAAUGCUUUAAAGGAUGUCUCCACUUUCUAUGUGGGACUUAAAGCAAAGCAUUAAAUGCUAUUUAACUCUUUUGUCAUUUUGAAACUAAUAUUGCGAAACAAUUUCCAACAAUAAAUAACAAUUGUCUCAUAACCUAGAAUCAAUAACACUAGUAUACACAUAGAAUAAUUGUUUUGGUGGAUGAUUCACUGAAGACCCCAACCUAGCUGUUAUAGGCUAUACCUUUUUCUUAUGUUUAGAUUGGUGGUAUGAGACAAAAUGGAAUGGAAUGAUAAAUAGUGAGAUUAUAUUGUUCGAGUUUAUAAAUAAUGGAUAGAAUAAAAUUGAAUAUGAUAAAAUUCAUUCUAUAUCCAUAUUUCAUUCUUGGUUUGACAAUCUACAUAAAAUAUCAAAAAGAUAAGAGAAAGAUGAAGGGUUCUCAAAUUCGGUAGAUAAGCUAUAUAGAUAAAUAUCAUGUAGGUCUUUGGAGAUGGAAGAAGGUGAACAUGUGUUCCUAUGUGUCAUAGUUAUCAUUAUAGUUGGUAGAGCUAUCGAGUCAAAAGAGCAGAUUAUUUUCUCAAAAGAAUAAAUCAUUCCACCACGGUCAUCUAAAAGAGUCAUGAUGAUAUAUUGUUUACUUAAUGAAAUUUUAUAAAAAAAAUUGAAGUGAUAUCACUUUUAAAUAAAAGUGAAAGACUCAACUAAAAUUCUGAAGAAAUCACGGAUUUACUAGUGUUGGGAUUCAAACCAAUGAAAGAUUAAAGAUAUCACCACAGUUGUUCAAAAUAACCGUUGUAAUAUGUUAAUAAUUUUUAAUUAAAAUAAUAGUGGCACCUGAAUUUAGAUAUAUCACCACGAUCCUUCAAAAGACCGUGGUAACGUGUGCGUUGUGUAUAUACUUUUUUGUAAAUUGUUAAGAAAUCUAACGUUAUACCAUAUAUCAUUAAUUGUUUGAAUAUGUGUAUAUAAAUUGGAGCAGUCUUUACCGUACAAGUCGGUUUUUUAAGGUUAAGUUAAACCAACCAUAAUUUUUAAGAUAAUAUUAGAGUCUCGUUUAAGACCCGUUGAAACAUAUGCUCAAAUGAUUAGUUAACCAAUAUCUUCACCAAAUCUCGAUGAAACCUCGUAUUGAUGCAUAUGAUAUAUACAUGAAAGAUGUUUCAUUGGUCGUUUGAUAUAUUUGAUCAUCACUCGACUCAACAUUAUGUUAAGUGACUUUUGUUUUUCUUGGCUGAUCUUAAAAUUCUUUUAUUAUGAUAAUCAAAGUUCAUUUCAUAUUGCAACUAAUGUCAUAAAGUGCUACAUUGUUUUUGACCAAGUACAAACUGGUGUAUUGCUUUUGUCAUCUGUGAGUUUUCAAGAACAAGUUGUGGACUUUUUCACCAAAGAAAGCACUACAUAUUGGAGAAAGAAGAAGAUUAAUUUCUCAAUCAACCCGAGCUUGCUUGCAUUGAAAGUGGUGAAAAAAACAGAUGGCGAGUUUUCUGAUUGAUUACGCAAAGCAAAAUAUGGAGAAGUUGAUAAAUGAAGGGCUAAAAGAAUUCCGUUAUAUAUGUUGUUUCACAUGCAUUGCUAAGGAACUUGAAGAAGAAAAAGUUUGGUUGGAAGCAGAAAGGACAGCUGUUGGGCAGCGUGUUAAAGUUGCAAAAAGAAGAGGAGAAGAUGUUGAAGCAAAUGCUCUUUUUUGGGAAGAAGAAGCUGAUAAGCUCAUUCAAGAAGACACCAAAACAAAAGAGAAAUGUUUUAUUGGAUUAUUUCCUAAUUGCAUAUGGCGAUACAGAAGGGGAAAGGAUCUGGCAAAUAAAAAAGACCAAAUAAAAAAAUUAAUGGAAAUUGGAAAGGAACUUGCAAUCGGACUCCCUGCUCCUCUUCCAGAUGUUGAACGUUAUUCAUCUCGACACUAUAUUUCUUUUAAAAGUAGAGAAUGCAAAUAUAAAGAGCUUUUGGAUGCAUUGAAAGAUGACAACAAUUAUAUAAUCGGGUUGCAAGGGAUGGGGGGCACAGGAAAAACUACAUUGGCCAAAGAAGUUGGUAAGAAACUUAAGCAAUCCAAACAAUUUACGUCCAUUAUUGAUACAGCAGUUUCAUUUUCUCCUGAUAUUAAAAAGAUUCAAGAUGAUAUUGCUGGACCAUUGGGAUUGAAAUUUGAUGACUGUAGUGAAUCAGACCGACCCAAAAAACUAUGGAAAAGAUUAACCGAUGGUGAAAAGAUUCUUCUAAUAUUGGACGAUGUUUGGGGUGAUAUUGAUUUUGAAGAAAUAGGGAUUCCAUACAUUGACAAUCACAAAGGUUGUAGAAUUCUUGUAACCACGCGCAAUGUGUUGGUAUGCAACAAAUUAGGAUGCAGUAAGACAAUCAGAUUGGAGCUCUUGUCUGAAGAUGAAGCAUGGGAAAUGUUCAAAUGGUAUGCUGGUCUAACUGAAAUUUCAACUAAAAGUUUGCUCGACAAGGGACAUAAAAUUGCGAAUGAGUGCAAAAGAUUACCAAUUGCAAUUGCUGUAAUCGCUAGUAGUUUGAGGGGCGAACAACGUCAGGAUGAGUGGAAUGCUGCCUUAAAAUCCUUGCAAAAACAUAUGUCCAUGCAUGGUGUUGAUGAUGAACUUGCUAAAAUUUAUAAAUGCUUGAAGUUUAGCUACGAUAAUAUGAAGAAUGAAAAGGCAAAGAGUUUAUUCCUCUUGUGUUCUGUAUUUCGAGAAGAUGAAGAUAUUUUUAUUCAUACGUUAGUCAGACUUGCCAUCGGAGGAGGUAUUUUUGGGGAAGACUAUGGCAGCUACGAAGAUGCUCGAAGUCAAGUAGUUAUAGCCAAAAAUAAACUCUUCGAUUCUUGUUUAUUGUUGGGAGCCGAUAAAUAUAGGGUAAAAAUGCAUGACUUGGUUCGCGAUGCAGCCCAAUGGAUAGCGAACAAAGAGAUUCAAACAAUAAACUUGUAUGAUAAAAAUCAAAAGGCAAUGCUAGAACGGGAGAAGAAUUUUAAAUAUUUGUUAUGGGAAGGAAAGGUGAAGGACGUGCUCUCAUGCAAGCUUGAUAGUUCAAAGCUCGAGAUUCUAAUUGUCAUCAUGUAUAAGGACAGUGAUUGCCACAAUGAGAAAAUCGAAGUCCCAAAUUCAUUUUUCGAAAAUAUCAGUGGCCUUAGAGUUUUUCAUUUAUUUAGUGAUUUUUAUCGAGCACCUCUGUCAUUACCUCAAUCAAUUCAGUCGUUGAAGAAUAUUCGAUCUCUUCUUUUUAACCGUCUUGAUUUGGGUGAUAUAUCUAUUUUGGGUAAUCUACAAAGUCUUGAGACACUUGAUUUGGAUGUGUGUAAAAUUAUUGAAUUGCCGGACGUACUUGCAAAGCUACAUAAUCUUAGAUUGUUGUACUUGAGACGUUGUAAAAUUAGAAGGAAUAAUCCAUUUGAAGUGAUUGAAGGAUGCUCCUCACUUGAAGAGUUGUAUUUCAUAGACAGUUUUAAUGAUUGUUGCCGAGAAAUAACCUUCCCAAUGUUACAAAGAUUUAUAGUGGAUGAUAAUGGGAUUAUAUCUAUGAAUGAGUCACUAUCAAAAUGUGUGUCUCUUUUACAUCAAGAAGAUGAACAUUUACUCUCUGAAAAAAAACUCAAGGAUUGUAUUCAAGCAGCAGAGGUUCUUAUACUAAGAAGAAUCUGGCGGGGAUGGAUAAAUAUCAUACCUGAGAUUGUUCCUAUGGAUCAUGGUAUGAAUGAUCUAGUCGAGCUCAGAUUGAGUUACAUUUCACAACUUAAGUGCCUCAUCGACACUAAGAAUGAUAAUUCUCAAGAAACAACUGUCUUCAACAAGUUGGUUGUACUAGAAUUGGAAAAAAUGGAAAGUUUGGAAGAAUUGUGCAAUGCUCCUCUUUCUUUUGAUUCUUUGAAGAAUUUAGAGCAGCUGAGCAUCCAGGAAUGCAAACAAUUGCAAAGCUUAUUUAUGUGCAACCUAAACCUCUGCAAUUUAAAGAGAUUGUUAUUGAUAGGAUGUCCGACGUUGAUCUCCCUAUUUCAACUGACUACUUCUCGUAGCCUAACGUCGUUGGAGGAAUUGACAAUAAUUCAAUGCAGGAAUCUUGAAUACAUAAUAACAGAUGAAAGAAAAGAGAAGGAACCGAGAGGAGAAAUAGUUGUUGACGAUGAUAAUGAUAGCAAGAGGAGUCACGGAUCAAUGUUUCCAAAACUUAAAGAUCUUCGUAUUCAACAGUGCCAUGGAUUAAAAUUUAUAUUUCUGUUUCUCUCAAUUCAAGAUCUUCCGGCACUAGAAUAUUUCUCAAUAUUUCGUUGUGAGAAGCUGCAAUACAUAUUUGGCCAAUAUGUACAACUUGGUUCUCUAAAACAAAUGGAUCUUGGGGAUUUGCGAAAUUUAAUAAAUAUUUUUCCAAAAUGUCAUCUUACCACAUCUUCCGAACCUAAGAAAGACAGGGUCUUUUUAUGGACUGAUAUAUGUUGCUUCGGUAAAAAAUACAGACACAAGUCGAUGAGUUUUACAAGUACUGAAAUCCCAGUGGUUUUUGAAGAUAAACAUCAGGAUUGCUUAACAGCAUGGGAAUCAAAAUCAUAUUCCCUCGGCAUAUGGGAACGGGUUCAAUAUUUUUUGACACAAUCACUCUUCAUGUGGAAUAUUAAAGAUAUUGUAUUGGUUGAUAUUCCAAAGAUAGAAUCAUUAUUUAUCCUAUCUAUUGCUCCAAGAAUAUUGUUAGAAACUUUGACAAUUAAGAACUGCAGUGAAUUGAAGCACAUAAUAAUAGACACCGGAGAUCAUGAAAAUGGUGGCAAUAACUUGCACAGUGUCUUCCCAAAAUUAAAAAAUGUCCAGAUUGAAACUUGCAUGAAAUUAGAAUAUAUAUUUGGACACUACUCUGAUGCUCGUCAAAACCAUAAUGAGAUUCACCUUCAGCUUCAAGCACUGGAGCGUCUCUAUCUUAUACAUCUGCCAAGUUUAGUUGCCACAUGUCCACAGCAUUAUCGCACAAUAUUUCCACUUUUGGAAGAUCUUUUAGUCGAUUACUGCCUGCAGUUCGCUAUCAAAUCCAUUGGUGAUCUCACAAUCAAGAAGGAAUUGAGUGGGAACAUGGAUCAUUUUCUCGCUUUGAAAAGUCUCAAGCUAUAUUAUUGGAAAGUAGAACAUAUAUAUUUUCUCAACAAAGAAGUACAUGAACAACAUAUGAACUUAGGUUUGCAAUACAUUUUGUUGCAAGAUCUGCCUACGACGACAUGUCUUUUGGUUGGUCCCAAAAAUUCAUUUUCCCUCCAUCACCUUACAGUGAUAAAAAUCAGGCGAUGUGAAAAAUUGGAAAUUGUGUUUUCCACAUCUAUAUUAAGAUGCCUACCACAAUUGGUUGCUCUAAGAAUAGUAGAAUGCGAAGAGUUGAAGCAUAUUAUUGAAGAUGAUUUGGAGAAUGACAAAUCCAUAAAUUUUGAGUCUACAAACACAUACUUCCCAAAGCUAGAAAUACUUAUCGUAGGAAACUGCAACAAACUCAAAUGUGUCUUUCCGACUUCCGUAUGUAAAGAGCUUCCAAAGCUAAAAGUUCUGAUAAUAAGAGAAGCAUAUGAGCUGCAACAAAUAUUCAAAACCGAAGGUGAUGAUCAGAAACUCGAGAUUCCAAAUCUGGAAGUUGUAUCAUUUAUCAAUCUGCCAAACCUCUCCGAUGCUCAAAAAGUGCACUUUGAGGCCGUAAAUUGUCGUCUUGUACAAAACUGUCAUAAUUUCUCUCUGACUUCAGCAUCAAAAUCGGAUGACAUAGAUGACAUUAUUGAUCCUUUGUUCGACAUAGAUUCUGAUAUCUAUAUGGAACUCAUGGUUCUAUUGCAAUCGCAACCAUUAAAAGAAGCGUACAAAGGCCACCACACCUGGAAUCAAAGUCCUACUUCAGAAAUCACUAGAGAAUUUGCAGAUGGGGUUGGGAUUGAAGCGAAAGCAGCAUUAGGACACAUAGGACACAUAUUGACUUCUCCACAGUUACAGAUGUUAUUGAAUGAACAAUCAAUGGAUCAACAACUAUUGACGAACAAACAACAUUCACUUGGAGAAACUGAAACGACCAAUAAACCUCAGUUGGAUGGUUCUGUCACGCCGCCAGAAAAAACUUUAGCAGCAAAUUCUUCUACCAUUUCAGAAACAAAGAAGGAGCAACCUAUACAAUUACUUGGUCCUAAACAAAUGGAAGAUGUUGAUUGCCAAAUAGCCACAACCUCUUUGUCCAUUGUCACUACGGAAAACAAUGAUGAAGGUGAAGAGUCUUUGAAUAUAUUUUUAGAGACCAAUGAUAAAGGUGAAGACUCUUUGAUUAAACUUUCAGAGACCAAUGAUGAAGUUUCAGAAGACUCUUCUCAAAUAGAUGAAAAUUUAAGUGAGCUGGAGCAACUAGCUUCGAAGAAGCAUUUGAAUGAUGAGAACUUGUGUUUGUUGAAUGAUUUCCUUGCAAAGCACCCUUGUGUUCGUUUAAGAGAUACUUCACUUAGUAAUAGAUACAAGGGCUAUGCCUACAACUUACUUGCUGAGCUAUUGAAAUUCCUCCAAACACAUAGUCUGGUCGAUGUAUUGGGCUCACGCCGCUCUGAACUUUUCGAGUUAUUACAAGAUGUGCGCAGCUUUGCUUUUGAUAAGGAUUGGUUGGAUGGUGUCCAAAGGCGUAUAAUUCAACAAGACGGGGAUUUAAAUGCCCCUAUUGGCUAUUAGACUCAUAUUCCUCCCAUGCUAAUUUGAUAUGCUUUUUAGUGUGGGAGUUGUCUUUGGGUGUAGGUUUCGUCAUUUCUCAUAUGAAAUGAGCUACUUUUAAUAAUUAUAUUUAUUUGUUUUCCUAUCAAAUGUAACCAUGCUUUUAAUUAUUAUAUGUAUUAAAUUGUGAUGGAAGUUAUACAAAGAGGCAGGGGGAGUGGCCCAAAAAAAAUCAUCACCGCAUUUAGGUUAUGAGACUUCCAUGCGCUGCUUCAUGGUUAGUGAUUGGGCGAAGUUAUAACCAUUAUUUCCAAGAGGCCAGCCUAUUCUGAAUCUUAUAAACCGUAUUUUUCCAAGCUAAUCUCUUCCUCGGAUUUAACCCCACCUCCACACCUAAGAAAGUAGAAGGAAGAGAUCAUACUCCACGCAAUAAGUAGGUCGAAGCCGAAGCAAUGAAUUCCUCCUUCAAGUUCAAGCCAUAAAUCUUACUUUUAGCUAAGUUGAUUUUGAGACCCAAAACCAAUUCAAAGCUCCUUAAUAAAACUUUAACACUCCAUAAAUUAGUUCCAUCACAAAACAUAAUAGUCUCGUCGGCAAAUUGGAGCAAAUAAAAACUCAUAUCCCUCUUUAAAUGAAAGCCCUUGAAAUCUCCCAAACGUGAAGCUUCAGCCACCAAUAACAAAACAUAACUCUUUUCAAUCUAGAAGCCAAAAGCUUGGAAAUGAUCCUGUAAAGGCUGCUGAUCAAACAGAUGGGUCGGACUGAGGGUUCUCAGCUUUUGGAAUGAGAGUCAGGAAAGAUGCAGUAAUCGCUUUAUUGCUUUUUACAUAGUAUCGUGAUUCCGGUUAGGCUUAAGUUUCUACUGUAAAGUUCCUUGUAUAUAUGUUAUUCCUCUCAACCUUUUUUUCUUAA